Molecule: messenger RNA, 1383 nt
Organism: Penicillium argentinense
Lineage: Eukaryota; Fungi; Ascomycota; Eurotiomycetes; Eurotiales; Aspergillaceae
Gene: rtt106
Product: putative negative regulator of DNA transposition (Rtt106)
Exons: 4
Coding region: 1-1383 (460 amino acids)
Molecular function (GO): histone binding; nucleosome binding
Source: RefSeq, a predicted model, not a curated record
AUGUCGUUUGCCGCGAUUAAUUCGGCUCCUCCGGCGCCCGCCGCUCCGAAUGCUGCCAUCGAGGAAGCAUUCGCAACGGUGCCGGCGCUCAAGAAACGAGUUUACGCUGCCAUCGACGAAUCUCCCCAGCACGCCUCCCUUUUCGAAGACAUCUCCCGAUUCACCUCUAGCCUGCUGGCCAGGCCUCCUACCUCCGCCCUCCCUCCCGCAUCUCCCGCCGACACCAACGGCCCUGCCGCAAAGAAGCGCAAGCUCGAAAAUGGAGUUGGAGCUCUGCAGCAAACCGCGCAGGCGCCCGUUGAUGUAAAAAGCAAGGACGCCCAAGUCCAAUACUACAUCCAAGAUGUGUCGUUCUCAAUCCCUCAGCGCAAGAAAUUUACGUUGGAGAUUACCUCCUCGCCGAGCGCGAUUCGCGCCCGGAACCAGUCGACUAAGGAAGUCGACUUUGGUAUUCCCCUGGACAAAAUCCGCCACGCCGUCUCCGUCGGGGUCCCCGAGAAGGCCCAAAAGCAGUACAACUUCUGCAUCAUUCCAGAAUUCGGCGAUGGAAUCACACCCCCGUCUGAGGGCACCACGGCUUACGAGCCAAUUGUUUUCACCAUCAACGACGGACCUGCAAAGGCCGCGUUUGCGGGCACCGGAAAAAAGGUAGCCCAGAAUGCUGACGAGUCGGCCGAGACCUUCCUUCGGAAGGCCCUGAACGAACACCUGCCAAACACAACGGUGAUUCGCCCCGAAGAGCGCCAGUUUGUUAGCGCCAACCCUGAGCCUCAUCGGACGGGCGAACACCGGUAUAGUGUGAAGGCGUUCCGGGGUAGCAAGGAAGGUAUGUAUACCAUGUUAUCCCUGCAACGAAGGGAAUCGGCUCUUGUGGAAUCAAACCCCCUCCUCUUUUUCUCCUUUGACACCAUCGAAUCGGUGUCAUAUACCUCCAUCCUCCAGCGAACAUUCAACCUCAACAUCCUUGCUCGUCCCCAGGGUGGUUCCGAAGAGGACAUCGUGGAGUUCGAGUUUGGGAUGGUUGACCAGGUUGACUUUGACGGCAUCGAUGAAUACAUCAAGAAGCACAGCCUUCAAGAUGCCAGUCUGGCCGAGGCUCGGCGCGCAAAGGUCUACAAUGUCAACCAUGACAAGAAGGCCGAGGCCGAGGGUGCGAAUGGUAUCGUCGAGGAAGAAAGUGAGCUUGCCAAAGCUCAACGAGAACUCGAGGAUGAAGAGGACGAGGAGGACGAGGAGGAUUAUGAUCCUGGUAGUGAUGGGGAGAGUGAGGGGAGUGGGUCGGAUGAGGAUGAGAGUGGUGAUGAGGAUGAUGAUGAGGAUGAGGAUGAUAUGGAUGAGGACGAGGAAGAUGACGGCCCUGGUGGCGAUGAGAAUGAGGAGUGA